This is a messenger RNA of Penicillium waksmanii, 387 nucleotides long. RefSeq names its product GFA family protein. Gene Ontology annotation, molecular function: carbon-sulfur lyase activity. The record is from RefSeq and is a predicted model, not a curated record. The transcript has 3 exons. Bases 1 to 387 code for a protein of 128 amino acids. Lineage: Eukaryota; Fungi; Ascomycota; Eurotiomycetes; Eurotiales; Aspergillaceae.
AUGCCUGGUUCCGGAAACUGUGCCUGCGGCAAUAUCGCCUUUACAUACACCGCCCUAUGCCACUGUGCCGGAUGUCAACAGUGGAGUGGGAGCGCAUUCUCAUCCAAUGUCGCCGUCCCAACCACCAACUUUGCGGUCAGCAAAGGAACGCCCAAAAGUUGGGCUAGACUUGCAGAUGUAUCCGGAAAGGAGCAUCGCCAUUUUUUCUGUGGAGACUGCGGAUCAAGCCUCUACUCCCAGCCGGAGGGCAUGCCGGGUGUCACCCAGAUCAAGUCGGGAAAUCUUCACGAUACUGCAAUUCCUAUCGGAGUGGAGAUUUUUGCUACGCGUCGGCUUGGCUAUGUUACGCCUAUCGUGAGUGCAAACCAGGCGCCGGAGAUGCCUUGA